ACCACCUCCCCGAAGCGUCGGGAGUGUCUAGCCACCAGGCGCCUCCUUCUGAGGGACGCCAGGACCUAAAACGGAGGUUGAGGGUGGGGCGGAUACGCGUCGCCAAGCAGCCUCUCCCCCGCGAGCUCGCGAAUGGUCCGCUCCUAGAGUGCGCGCGCGGCUUGAAGCUCCCGGCGAGUGAGGCGCCCUGACUGAGUUGUGGGGCGCAGCUUCCCCUGCCGUGCUGCGCUCCGGGUGCCAUGGACUCUGAGACCCGCCAACUGCGCGCCCUGGAGGCAGAGGUCGCGGCGCUGCAACGGGAGUGCACCAUGCUGCCAGAGCCCUGGGAGAAGACGUCCGGAGCCGGGAAAUCAUUUCAAAAAUUUCCCCAGUCAAAUUCUGAGGGAUGGGAAUCCUUGAAAGACCUGAAAAGCCAGCUUGGACAUUUAAAAUCUGAACUUUCUUUUCUAAGUAAACUUACUGGCAUCAAUAUAAAAAAUUAUUCCAAGAUUGAGGACAUUACAAACACUGAAGUGACAGAAAUGGAUACAAAGGAAGUUCUACAGAGACACAGAUUAUCAGGAAAUUGCAGCGUGGUUACAUUUCAACUGGAGUUUCAGGUUCUGCAAAUUGAGACUAAAGAGAAAUUAUCUUCUAUUAUAACUGACCUCAACAUAAUCAUGGAGCCCACGGAGUAUUCAGAAUUAAGUGAGUUUGCAUCUAGAGCAGAAGAAAAAAGAGAUUUGCUCAUGUUUUUCCGGAGUCUGCAUUUUUUUGUGGAGUGGUAUGAAUAUCGUAAGAACACAUUUAAGCAUUUUAAGGAGAAGUAUCCAGAUAGUGUGUACCUCUCAGAGGGCACCUGUUCCCACUGCAUGGAGAUCCACAGUGCCAGACAGCCAGGGUUUGAACUGGUGAUUGUUUGGAAGAUACAAAUAGAUGAGGAAGGGAAGGUUUUUCCGAAGUUGGAUCUUCUCACCAAAGUCCCAGAGCGAGCCCUGGAGCUGGACAAGAACAAGAUCAUAGAAACUGCUCCUCUGAGUUUCCGAAGCCUACUAGGAGUACUUGGAAUUGAAGCUGCUCUUGACAGUCUGAUAAAAUUGCUUUGUGUAGAAAAUGACUAGUUCCCUACAUGCUGGCAAGCAUGUAGGAAUAAGAUGCUCAGCUGAGGAACAUGUGAUCUAUGCUACAUAUGAACAUUUGCUCUUUUUCCAAUGAGAAACCACAUCCUUCAAACAUGCUUUUGUGUGCUUUAGU
Molecule: messenger RNA, 1233 nt
Organism: Chionomys nivalis (European snow vole)
Lineage: Eukaryota; Metazoa; Chordata; Mammalia; Rodentia; Cricetidae
Gene: Cenpp
Product: centromere protein P
Exons: 8
Coding region: 240-1100 (286 amino acids)
Biological process (GO): CENP-A containing chromatin assembly
Cellular component (GO): nucleus; chromosome, centromeric region
Source: RefSeq, a predicted model, not a curated record